AUGUCAAGCCGAAGUGGAUCCAACCCGUCUGGUUCCCAGGGAACCCGAGCACGGAAUCAGAGGCAGCAGACCUCAUCGAGGCUGAACAUCGCCCACCCUGGCGUCUAUCUCCACAGUCCCGUCAUUGAUUCAGACCCCGAAUCCCGCGAAAUGCAAAUAGACUAUUACAAUUCCCUGCUGCGCAAGCUGUUGGAUCUGAUCGCAAAUGGUGACGAGGCUUCGGUAUCCAGCAUCGUCUCCACCAUCCGCGCUGGGGCCUCUCAUGAUCGGAUCCUUGAAAUCAUCGAACAACUUUCUGCUGCACCUAGUCGUACAAAUGGAAGCAACGGUACUCACUCUCGCACUUGA
This is a messenger RNA of Penicillium angulare, 348 nucleotides long. RefSeq lists its product as uncharacterized. The transcript has 2 exons. The coding region runs from base 1 to 348 and encodes 115 amino acids. NCBI's taxonomy places the organism in Eukaryota, Fungi, Ascomycota, Eurotiomycetes, Eurotiales, Aspergillaceae. The record is from RefSeq and is a predicted model, not a curated record.